Molecule: messenger RNA, 1188 nt
Organism: Cladophialophora psammophila CBS 110553
Lineage: Eukaryota; Fungi; Ascomycota; Eurotiomycetes; Chaetothyriales; Herpotrichiellaceae
Exons: 1
Coding region: 1-1188 (395 amino acids)
Cellular component (GO): endoplasmic reticulum
Source: RefSeq, a predicted model, not a curated record
AUGAAGCCCCUAUCAGCCUUACUGCCUUGUGCAGCACUCGCACAGUAUGUCGCCGCCCAAGGUGCAUACCUCUUCACCAUCGAUCGCUCCAUCACCACCCCGUCUACCGGCAUGAUUGAUUCAGAAAUGGCCAGUGCCAUUAUCGCGAGAAGAAGAGCCCUUACCGCUGAUCGAUACCUGGGCAUCACAGAUGCAAUGUUGCUUGAGGACCUCAAUACCUACGGAGGAUAUCAGGCGCCUCUGUUUGGAGAGGGCCAUCCCAAGGAUGCUCCAGGAAAGCUGUUCAUCAGAAUAUCGGGGGUUGAUAUGCAGAUCAAGGACUUCGAUUUCGCCAUGCCCGAUCUAUGGAUUUCAGACCCAACAAAGGAUCUACUCAGCGAUUUCAAGGCGGUGGUUGACGGGAGUCGCAAAGAGAAGGACGGGCUCUGCGAGUAUGAAGUUCCCCCCUCUCGCAAUGCGCCCAACAGCAAGGGUGUCGAGGCCAUCUUCACUUAUCCCGCCGAAAAUGGAAGAUGCCUAGCGGCUUCAGAGAUCCCAAAUAUCCCCAUCAUUCUCUCCCUCCACAGUUUUCUGCCCACCAACCCGUCGGGCGUCAAGACCCAGCUGAACUCCUUGAUCCGCAUCCUCAAACACUUCUCCGCCACCGACAACGUCGAAUCCACACUCCUCCUUCUUCCUCCGACGAACAAGCUCAAGAACCCCAAGAAGAAAAAGGCCCACAGCCACAAACAUGCCGCCCGCGCAGCGCAGGAAUCUGAAGAAGAACGCCUCGACCUCCCCUCCUCCGUCUCUGAAUUUGACACAAUCAGACCCGCCAACACUUCCUCAAACUAUACACUCCCCUCCGUAAUCCCUGCGUGCUUCGCCUCGCAAUCCGCUUGUGAAAACACCACAAACUCCUGCUCCGGUCAUGGCUCCUGCUACAAGGCCCACAGCAACUGCUACAAAUGCCGAUGCGGGUCCACUCUCGUCCGGGUCAACGAGGAACGGACAAAGAAGACGGUGAAAUGGGGCGGAAACGCGUGCCAGAAGAAAGACAUCUCCGUGCCGUUUGUCCUGUUUGCGAGUUUCGGCGUAGUCAUGGCCGCGUUAAUCGCUGGCGCGAUUGGCAUGUUAUACAGCAUGGGAGCGGAGGAAUUACCCAGCGUGAUUGGAGCCGGGGUCGCAGGCCCCAGGGCUCCGAAGUAG